Didymodactylos carnosus is the source of this 1551-nucleotide messenger RNA. The record is from the annotation of a GenBank genome assembly. NCBI's taxonomy places the organism in Eukaryota, Metazoa, Rotifera, Eurotatoria, Philodinida, Philodinidae.
AUGAAUCAAACAUCAAUUCUUCAAAUUAAUUCUGAACAUAAACUGCGUUCUGAAAAUCUUCCAUUUGAUAUCGAUGUUUGGUAUCCUCUCGUUGAACAAUUCACAUUUCCUUCUGUUUUUCUUCCGUUAACGCGUCUUGAAGCCAUGGCAAUUUUACAUUAUCAAGAAACUCGAUAUUUGAGUCGUAUUCACCUUACAAAUGAUGAUAUUACAACUCUUAGACAACUCGAACAUAAAAUUGAUCAUGAAUUGAAGCAACCACUACUCGCUGAAACUGGUGCAUUUUUACGCUUAUGUGGUCGUAGCCCAAAGGAUGGCGAACCGUUAAAUCAUAAAAAUGUUAUCGAAAAAUAUGAAAAAGAAUUGCAGAAUCUAAUUGAUAAUGACAGUGCCGUAGAAACAGAUCCUAAUACAAAACUGAGAGCAAUUUCUCGCGUUUCUUAUUUAUGUGUUCGAAAUGGUUCAGAAGCAAUGAGUUUAUUAUUAAGUAGUGAACGCGUCUAUACGGAUUUAAACGACUGGAUUGAAUGGGGUGAACCAGAACAAAUUGUUUUACGACGAUUUGAGAAUGAAAUGUCGCUUGAAUACGAAUUUCGAGCGUACAUUAAUAAUCAUCAAUUAAAUGCUAUUUCUCAAUAUGAUCAUUACACAAUUUAUCCAAAUUUGUUUAAAAUAAAAGAGCAGAUAAAAGAGAAAAUAGUCGAUCUAUGGCACCAAGUUCAUUCGCUUAUUGGUGAACAAGCUUAUGUGAUCGAUUUUGUUUAUUUAGCUAAAACAGAUCGAAUGUUGGUUAUUGAACUUAGCCCAUUUCGUGUAUGCACAGGUUCAGCAUUAUUCUCUUGGAUCACAGAUAAUGACGUUCUUAGAAAUCGUCCAUUUGAAUUUCGUUUAUAUUCAAAAUUACAUGCUAACAUUCAAGAUAUCAUAGAAGUGAAUUGGUAUGAACGAUGGUGUAAACAUUUACCAAAAUAUUGGGAAUUGUAUGACAAAUUUGAACAAAAAUCGAGUCUAUUCAGUUGGAUAUUUCAAUUAAUAACUGAAACUUAUCGAAGACCAAAUCAUUUAUUAUUAUUUGUUUACGGUACGCUUAAACGAGGCUUUCAUUGGAAUAAAAAAUUUUUGAGUCAAGCUAAAUUUAUCAGCAAAGCAGUUACUACUACGCCCAUCCCAUUAGUGAUUGGAGAAUGUGGUGUUCCUUAUUUGCUACUCGAUCAUUAUUCAUCUAUGAAAUGUGUUAAAGGCGAAAUAUGGACCGUUGAUCAGAUGACAUUAUGUGGAUUGGAUGAAUAUGAAGGUGUUAACAAAGGAUAUUAUACUCGAAAAACAGUUAACGUGAAACAAGUGAAUAAUAACAACGAAGAUGAUGACAGUAAUACCAUAUUUGAAGCAAAUGCCUAUUUCAAAGUGGCAUCUUCCGAACAAUUAACCAAAGGUCCGUUUUUAGACGAAUACACAUUAGAAUAUCACAAAACGCAUUAUAAACCAAUUAGGCAUAUACAUGUUAAACAAUUACAAUAUUUAGGUGAAGCAGAUGUACAUGAACAAAGUUAA